Molecule: messenger RNA, 734 nt
Organism: Chiloscyllium plagiosum (whitespotted bambooshark)
Lineage: Eukaryota; Metazoa; Chordata; Chondrichthyes; Orectolobiformes; Hemiscylliidae
Source: RefSeq, a predicted model, not a curated record
AAGUCCGGAGUAUUCCUGAAUCGGCACAUCCCAAGAUUGCUGUCGGAGCCCUGUUCUUUGUGAUUGGACUGAUCAUCUUGCUGGCUGGAGUGAUAAUGAGGCUGAAGAAUGCUAAAGCUAUUCUGGACUCCAGCAAUCACGGUCCACGUUUGAUGAGUACAGCUGCAAGUUAACUGUGGAUGUGACCUGAGAGAGUGAAGUGACAUAGUGGAUUAAACAGCUCUAAAAUGCUUCGAAAUUUCCAAUGUGACCACAGCUCACCAUACAUAGGCUGCUUCACCUUGACUUUUGAUUGCUUGUGGUUAAUGUCAUGCAAUGUAUGAGACUUGUACACUGUAACUUUUCUAAUCAUGUUAAAAUGACAUGUAAAACAGAUGUCUAAUGUCACACACUGAUUAACUCCCUCUGCACACCAUCCCCACCCUGACAGGUGAGAUACUGGGGUCAGUGCUUGGAUGUAGGUAGGCUCUCUAACUUUUCUGUUCAUACAGCCUUGUUGUAAAUGUUCUGAAAUCUCCUUUAUUUACUUGAAAAAUGAUCUAUUUUGUAUCUAAACCAUUUUAACGAAAGAAUUGAUUUUAAUAUCCUUUACAUGGACUUUAUCAAACUGAUUGCAUCUGUUAUAUUGAAACUAAGACCAUUUGUACUUGGAUUUGCUGCUGUUUGUCCUUUACUGUCACUCAGCACUCAAUGAAAAGCUUCAACUACUGAUUAAUAAACUUUGGGGCUGUAAA